AUGGAGCAGGAUCAUCCGCUCGCCUGGUCGGACAUCGCCGCCCCCGGCGACGAUGAUUUCUCCAGUUUCCUGGAGUUUGGAAUGCACUUUCCCGACCUUGAAGGGCAUGGGUCGACCGAUCAUCAUUCUCAACGUUCAGUCAUCUCCAUCCCUACUUCUGCGGUCCAAUCCGCCCAAGAGCACCUCGUUCGCAUGGAUACCGACACCAUCGCAUCCCAGCCAUCGUCAUAUAAUCGCGUCACGGGCGAUUACCCCGUUGAUAACCAAGGCCAUGCGCAUCUUCCCAUCUCGCCCUAUUCGAAUACCCCUAUGACCCCGGCAUUUCUUACCCAAAAGUCUCAAUUCCUCCAGCAAUCGCACCCGCAACAGCCUUCGCAGGACCACUCGCAUCGCCAGUCUCACUGUCCACCGCCGUCGUCGCAGCCAUAUAUACCCCAUGGGCAGCAAGUGAUCCCCCCAACUCCCAAUAGCGUCGAGCUGCAAGGUAAUGCUGCCACAUACCCACAACGUGUCGAAGAGAACCACGAGAUGUACGAUCGGUAUGCCCGUUUCAACGAGGAACAGGCACUUUACACCCCCCUUGUUUCCCCCGCCAUGACUCCGUUGGAAGCCCAAUUUCGGCUUCCGGAGUACACCAUCCCUGGAGAAUACUUCACUCCUCUCACCUCUCCCGCUCUCGAUGCUCAAAAUGCGAAUUCCAACAGCUACCCUUUUCCUGCCGGCCAAAUGUCUGACGUGGGAUUCGUACCAUCGUCCACAGACAAUGCCAUUCCCACGUCAUCAGCCCCAUCCUCUCCAGGACUGGCUAAGAAGCAUCGCCGACGAACGUCAACUACCAAGACAUUUACUUCCCGAGCUAAGAAACAACAGUCGCCCUCCGCGCGCCCUCAAUCGCGGAAGAAGUCUCUUUUGAACAUCAACUCGGAUGAGGUCUUGAACGGACUCACUACGGACCAGGGAGGACCGAGGUCCAAGCCCUUGGGUAGCAGCGGGCUCCGGUAUGGGAGCAAUGAAAGCUCGGGGCCGGACUCCGUCUCUCCAGAGCCCCUUUCGGAGCCCUUGAUGCCUCCGCCGGCCCUUCCCCCGGCUCGGAGGUCACCUGCAGUCGGCCCUCAGGCAAACCAGUCGGACACCAGUGAGCCAGCAACUCCAGCCAUGUUGAUGCGUAUCCAGCGGACGCAACAUAGUCCAGCUAUAGUUACAAGUGAAAAUCCUACCCAAAAUGAAACCGGGUCAUCAAAGUCGCAUGACACUGUCAUGGAGGAUGUCGUACUUCCAGAGGCUAUGACUCCUGCAGCGUACCCUUCUCGACCACAAGUUACCCGCAUCGAUACCACCUUCCGCACAGACGCAUCGUCCGCAACAGCAUCAGCUAGCGUGACCCCUGCUCUAGAACUCAAGUCGGCUUCAACGACGGAGCGUAGCACCAGUUCCGUUGCACCCAGCCCGCGCUCCAUUGCCAUGCCUUCUCCCAAUGGACCCGUAGGGAAGAAGUCAGACACUCCCAAACUUGGGCCCAUGAAUAGAAAGCGGCAGAGUCUUAGCUCAACCCAGGCCAGCCCCAAUUUACGUCCUAAGAUCAGCCCAAGUAUCCAACCUUUGGUCCGUGGUGAUGGCUUAUCGAACGAAACAUCCGCCCUGUAUCUAGCUUCAAAAUCUAACUACCAGCAUAUUUUGGACGGGACGCUUCUUCCUGGGGUCUCCUAUCCCGAGACCUUGGCUGAGAACCUGAGCUCAAAACGAACAAACCACAAACUCGCAGAGCAGGGUCGACGAAACCGCAUUAACAACGCACUUAAGGAGAUCGAAACCCUGAUUCCGCCGGAAUUCUUCCACCACAAAAAUGCGAAAGAAGAUGCGAUCUGCAAUGCUAAGGGCGGCGAGAAGGAGAAGGAGAAAACGGCAACCCAACAGAUUAGCAAGGCUAGCACGGUGGAAAUGGCUAUUGACUAUAUUAAAGCACUCAAGCAGGAACUUGAAGAAACAAAAGGAAAACUAAAAACGGCAGAGGCCCGGCUGGAGACCUCCAAGAGGCGUGACGGUGAGGUAAUCAACACGGAGAGUGAGGAUUUGGGGGAAUCCGCCCAAACAGAAAGAGAUCAGGUUGCUGAGAAAAACGGUACCGUAUAG
Molecule: messenger RNA, 2130 nt
Organism: Aspergillus tanneri
Lineage: Eukaryota; Fungi; Ascomycota; Eurotiomycetes; Eurotiales; Aspergillaceae
Product: phosphate-sensing transcription factor PHO4
Exons: 3
Coding region: 1-2130 (709 amino acids)
Molecular function (GO): protein dimerization activity
Source: RefSeq, a predicted model, not a curated record